AUGGGGGUGGGGUCUAAUUUCCUGCCGCUUCCCCCCCCUCAGGAAUCUUAGGCCAGCUCUGGUUUUGCUGGAGGUCUCCAGGGAGCACCAGAGCACUGGGGGGGGGGGAGCAUAGAGAGUUUCCCACCCUGUAGUUUUUCCAGUACUUGAGUUAAAUGUUGAGGAAACACAUGGGCUCGAAACACCUGAGUAAAAAUCAUUUCACCUGUCAAUCAAUCAGCAUGCCCUUCCCUUACUUGUCUGAUGCGCUCUAGUCAUCUGAGUAGAGAAUAUGUGAAAUGGGAUAUUACAAAACAUGGGUGGGGGGUGUGUGUGUGCGUGUGACCUUUUUACCAAAAAAAGCCAAACAAUUAAUUUCCAGGCCCUACUCCUAUAUCCUAAAGGAACUCCCACCCCCAAAAAAAGAACAUACACAAUUGGGUGUUUCCUUUGUGGGUCAACUUUAACCAUGCGUUCCUGAUAGCCUCAUCUAUGAUGGUUAACUGGGUUAGCACUUAUUUAGCAUGUGUCUUCUGGGGUGUGAGGUUUGGUUAGAUUAGAUUAUUACAUAGGCCCUGAUGAUAUUUGGGAAUGUUCUGAUGCCGUAUGAGAGAAGGGGCUUGUUGAAUCUGGAAAUGGCCUUUUAUUUUUAUUUUAUUUUUUGGAGGGCAUUGGGAAAGACAGGUGACAGUCUUUAUAUUUAUUUAGCAAUGGGAGUACUUCUAGUACAGUGUAGAGUAAACUGAUGUUUAAAAGGUAAAUUGUGCUCCAUGCUCUGUUUGAGCCUGAGAUGACCAUGUCUGGGAAAUAUGUGGCUUUCCUUCACAAUUACAUUCAUUUUGCUGGGUUUUUUAAUAUCAGAACUUGAUACCAUUUUGUGUGUGUGUACCUUCCUUUGUGUGUUUUCUAGUUACUAAUAGGCUGCACUAUUCUCCAUAUGCUUAUAUCAUGAUGAUAUAGGAGCAGGCUAAAUAAAUAUUACUAUCUGAAUCUCACAUUGUAGUGGCAUUUCUGUGGGGAAUUUAUAGAUUUACAUUUAAAUAAUUCAAGAUUGUAAACUCACAUAACAAAGAUGUUGCUGCCAAGUCUCCAUAUAUCUGCACUGAUGUUGUCAUGACACUGAUGAUAUUUGUAAUUUAUUUUGUGCUGCAAACCUUGUAGAUACUUGAAAGUUGCCUGAUGAUAGAAGGUUGCUUCAGUGAAGUAGUCCUUUGUGCAUGGUUUACUGUAGUAAAUAUACUGACCUGUGUCACUAACUUUUAAAAAGUAUUUUAAUUCUAAUAAUCUAACUUGCUAUUUUACCAUUAGUCCAUUUAUUUUCUUUUUGCAAAUCACUCUGCUUGGCCAAACUUUAUUUUCUGUCUGUAAUUAGUGUCCCUUUCUGGUUGGCUUGCAUUAGUGCAAUGCUGUUGUAUUUUUUGGGUUUGUAAUCUUGCAAGGAAGAUCUUGGGUAUAUUCCCAUGAUUUUUUUAAAAAUAUGAACAUACAAGUUUUAGUCCAGCCUCCUUCUUUUCUUAACAAAACUAGAAUUUGAGUGUAAACAGUGUAGAAUGUCUUUUUAAAUAUCUUGACCUAUUUAAACUGCCCAUUCAUAAUAAGCUGUUUGUUCAGAUUGUAUUUAAAAUUAAAAUAAAAAUACAUCUCAAAGUACUCCUUUUGCCUCGGUACCAGGAAAUCAUUUAAUAGUUAAACUACAACAGAAAAUUUUUACCCAUGCUGUAUGUGACUUUCUACUUAGGGGAUUUUAUACAUUGUGCCAAACUGUAUUAAGUAUGGGCUUCACGAAGGCCCUUAACUGGAAAAAUGCUAUAAUAUAUAGGGAAAGAAAGCACAGUACUACACUGAUAUUGUACACAGGGUUAGUGUAAAAGAUGUUGAGAUUAAGCAGUCGAGAGAGUUAUGUGACCGUUCUAUCCUGACCUAAUACAAGUGAAAGACAGAGAUGAUGUUGUUGUGCCUGAACUGUGAAUGUUUUACGAUAAAGGCCAGCUAAAAUGAUAACACUAGUAUAUAGUGUAUAUUUUUUGAAAAUCCUUCUUAGUCGUGAUUUUCCUAAACAAGCUUGAGGCUUCUUCAUAUUGGUAACUUCUGAAUGUAAUGGCUCAUUGCAAUCUGAUUUAUAUUUGAUGAAUGAAAAUACUGAUGAUUUUAAGCACAGUGAUUAGCCCAAACGAUACUGAUACAAAGAGAGGAAAUGCAGAUCAGUCGUCAUUCAUAGGAUUAUUAGUCCCAUGUUAUUGUUUUUCCCCCUAGAAUCCCUGACCUUGAAGAUGGUGAGUAGCCAGCCAAAGUACGAUCUAAUACGGGAGGUUGGUCGUGGUAGUUACGGUGUGGUGUAUGAAGCAGUCGUCAGGAAGACCUCUGCGCGGGUUGCAGUGAAAAAAAUUCGGUGUCAUGCUCCAGAGAAUGUGGAACUAGCUCUACGUGAGUUCUGGGCACUGAGCAGUAUCAAGAGCCAGCAUCCAAAUGUUAUCCAUCUGGAGGAGUGCAUCUUACAGAAAGAUGGUAUGGUGCAGAAGAUGUCACAUGGUUCCAGUUCUUCCCUUUAUGUACAGCUUGUAGAGACCUCAUUAAAAGGAGAAAUAGCCUUUGAUCCCAGAAGCGCCUAUUACCUUUGGUUCGUAAUGGAUUUCUGUGAUGGAGGAGAUAUGAAUGAGUACCUGCUAUCCCGAAAGCCCAGCCGCAAGACCAACACCAGUUUCAUGCUUCAACUCAGCAGUGCCCUGGCUUUCCUUCACAAAAAUCAGAUUAUCCAUCGUGAUCUCAAACCUGACAACAUUCUGAUCUCACAAAGCAGAAUGGAUGCUAGUGACUUGGAACCCACUCUGAAAGUAGCCGAUUUUGGGUUAAGUAAGGUAUGUUCAGCUUCAGGACAGAACCCUGAAGAGCCUGUCAACGUAAAUAAAUGUUUCCUUUCAACAGCAUGUGGGACUGACUUCUACAUGGCCCCUGAAGUCUGGGAAGGACAUUACACUGCAAAAGCAGACAUUUUUGCAUUGGGGAUUAUAAUUUGGGCAAUGUUAGAAAGGAUCACCUUCAUAGACACUGAGACUAAGAAAGAACUUUUGGGGAGCUAUGUGAAGCAAGGGACAGAGAUUGUGCCAGUUGGGGAGGCACUUCUAGAAAACCCCAAAAUGGAACUUCUCAUCCCUGUAAAGAAAAAAUCUAUGAAUGCCCGUAUGAAGCAGCUGAUUAAAGAAAUGCUGGCUGCCAACCCACAAGACCGUCCUGAUGCUUUUGAAUUAGAACUCAGAUUAGUCAAAAUUGCUUUUAAAGACAGCAACUGGGACACGUGACCUCGAAUACUCAAACCUCUCAACAGAGCUGCUUCUGUUUUUUCACAAUGGUGCAGCCUUUUGUGGCAGCAAAAAACAAAACAAACCUGAACUGAGAACUUCAGGGUUUAGUUUUUACCAACUGAAUUUCUUUUGAUUUGCAUAAAUUAAAGUAAACUUGAGUUGGCCAUUUUGUUUUAAAUACAUUUAUAUGUAUAUUACCAAGAUGUUAUACUAAAGUGUGGAUGUAAAGAUAAUUUAUAUAAGUUGGCCAAGAAAAUUCAUGAGUUGAGAUGUUCUUGCUUUCCAGAAAUAUGUUAUGGAGUAUUGCAGACAUUCCAGUUUCCUAGCACAGUAUUAGGAAUUCCCAUGGAAGAGGAGGUUUGCAUGCUGGUAAUGCAAAUCCUUGUGCUUUGUAAAGUAAAACUAUGUGUAUAUAUUUAUGUCUAUGUGAGUGACUGAGCAUGUGAGUUUGCAUUCCAUACAGAGAAAAUGCCACUUUUGUUUAAAUUAUUUGGUGUGAAUCUGGAUGAUUGGGAUCUGUGAGGAAAACAAACGAAAAGCAUACUUCCCUCCCCGCUCCCAAAUGAAUUGUUUUUUUACAUUUUUAUUUUUAUAGCCUAUAAAUG
Messenger RNA from Chrysemys picta bellii (western painted turtle), 3883 nucleotides. It is a transcript of the gene PDIK1L, whose product is annotated as PDLIM1 interacting kinase 1 like. The record is from RefSeq and is a predicted model, not a curated record. Gene Ontology annotation, molecular function: protein kinase activity; ATP binding. NCBI's taxonomy places the organism in Eukaryota, Metazoa, Chordata, Testudines, Emydidae. Gene Ontology annotation, cellular component: nucleus; cytoplasm. Gene Ontology annotation, biological process: protein phosphorylation.